GCGUUUUCGUGCGGGUUUGCGGACCGGGCCGUUGCGGUGAAUGCGUGAUUGAGGUCCCGCAGCUAAUAAUCGUCCCCCUUUUUGGGGCCGGAGUGCGCGGCACGGAGGAGCAUCCGGAAUAGGGUGAUGUGCCAUCAGCCACUGGGGGGCAUCUGUCCUCUCUGCAACUUGUUCAUCUUGUGAAGCUUAUGGGAUAGGAGUGUGUGUGCCCCUUCCCAACACUGCUGCCCCACUGGAGUCAUUUGUGCCAAAGCUGAGUUGUGUCAAAGGAGCAGAGAUGGGCAGCCCGGGCUGCGAGGUGGGUCUAGCCGGGCCGGUGGAACCAGCCUUGGAGUCUCUGUGUCCUGAGUGCGGCCAGAUCCACCGCAGCUGGGAGAACCACCUUUACAACUACCGUCUGGAGGUGGACGAUGACCUGGUGUGCCACAUCUGCCUGCAGCCGCUGGUGCAGCCACUCGACACACCGUGCGGACACACCUUCUGCGCCCGCUGCCUGCGUAGCUUCCUCCAGGAGAGGGACUUCUGCCCGCUGGACAGGACACGGCUGCAGCUGCAGGCGUGCCGCAGAUCCAGCAUACUGGUGCACAAGCUGCUGGAUAAGCUGUCUGUCUCCUGCCCUCUGACCCCAGUCUGCUCCCUCAGCAUGCCACGAUGCGACCUGGAGGCCCACCUCAAACACAGGUGUCCCGGGACGCGGUGUCAGCAGACGAGCAUGGACGGUCCUCGGUGUGAGAGCGGGGAUGAGCGAGCGAUGGUGACCAGCCCUCCCAGGUCUCCCAGCUCCCCACAGACAGACCUAAGGGACCGCACACCCUCUCCUCCCUCCGGACCUAAUAACACCAGCGGCAAUGGGCCCAUGUGGACAGAUGACGCCGGGCUGGACAACCCUGCCUUUGAGGAGAGCACGGAGGAAGACAGUGUGGUCGGGUUGGAGUGUGUGGUCCCCAGGGUAAAGCGGCCCCUCAGUAAUCCCUGCAUCCACCUCCUCCGCUCUGUCAGCUCCACCUCCUCCGGCUGGGACUGCCCUGAGUCUCCGCCUCUCUCUGCUGAAGAGGGCUGUGUGAAGUUGCCCUCGCUUCCUGAAGGAGAGAUAACUGCCAUUGAGGUCCACCGGGCAAACCCGUAUGUUGAGCUGGGCAUCAGUGUUGUUGGGGGAAAUGAGACGCCUCUCAUCAACAUUGUGAUCCAGGAAGUGUACAGAGAUGGGGUCAUUGCACGAGACGGGAGGCUGCUCGCCGGGGAUCAGAUAUUACAGGACCUUUCCCAGUGUGUGUCCUGUAAGGAGAAGCACAUCACUGUGAAGAAGGAACCCCUCGAGUCUCUGGGCAUGACUGUUGCGGGAGGUCGCGGCAGCAAAAGCGGGGAGCUGCCAAUAUUUGUGACCAGCGUCCAACCACACGGCUGCUUGUCAAGGGACGGACGAAUCAAACGAGGUGACGUCUUGCUGAGUAUCAACGGGCAGGACCUAACGUACCUCAGCCACAGUGAGGCUGUGGGCACCCUGAAGGCCAGCGCUGCCUCGCCCUCGGUGCAGCUGCGGGUGCUGGAGGUCAGCAUGGUGGAAGAGCCCGACCAUGACGAGCUGCUGCCUCACACACAUGACAGUGACUUUGAUGCCAACUGGUCCCCCUCGUGGGUCAUGUGGCUGGGCUUACCCAGCUACCUGCACAGUAGUCAUGAGAUUGUACUGCGGAGGAGCCAUCCGGGCAGCUGGGGCUUCAGCAUUGUUGGGGGUUACGAGGAAAGUCACGGCAACCAGGCGUUCUUCAUCAAGACCAUCGUCCUUGGCACACCUGCGUACUACGAUGGCCGCCUCAAGUGUGGUGACAUGAUUGUGGCAGUCAACGGCCUGUCGACAGCAGGAAUGAGCCACUCAGCGCUGGUGCCUAUGCUGAAGGAGCAGCGCAGCCGGGUGGCGCUUACUGUGGUCUCCUGGCCCGGCAGCCUCGUAUAGCUGGGCCAGAUCAUAAGCAGGCUGCGCACCACACUGAGUCCACCCAGAACGUUCUAUAUUGGGAACAACCUUGGCCAAAGUGAACUGGUACACGCUACUGUACAUCGCUCCAUACCGGGCUUAAUCCAGGACCAAAAGCAUUCAGAACUGUAGACCCAGCAGGACCAAGCCUGUCCUGACCAGGUGGGAACUGAUCCAGAUCGUGCCACGUCACUCGACAGACUGCACUCACAAACACACUGCUGAGAUCAUAUGGUCAUGUUGUCUUCACUCCGACAGGGAGAAAUGGUACUGCAACUGUUAACAGGCGAUCUGUGCUGUAUUCACCUCACAAGGCAGUUGUAGAAUCCAGGGCUGUAUUCAGGUGGAUGCAUCGUUGCAGGUAGAGAUAGAAUAUUUAAAAAAAUAAUUAUUAAAAAAGUAGUCUGUGAUCCUGUGUCAUCUAGGAUAAUGACCUGUAAUCACUCUAGUCAACAUUUUCUGCGACACCAGCGCUGUAUCCAGCUGAAUAAGCCUCAGGCCUUAUUAGAAACCUGCCGCACCCUGGGGGCUCAACUGCCCUUAGGCCUCAUCACCAUGACAACCAGCUGUCCCAUCAGCUGGAGUUUUAUACAUGUGUGUGAAUGUGUGUACCGUUUG
Molecule: messenger RNA, 2593 nt
Organism: Morone saxatilis (striped sea-bass)
Lineage: Eukaryota; Metazoa; Chordata; Actinopteri; Moronidae
Gene: lnx2a
Product: ligand of numb-protein X 2a
Molecular function (GO): metal ion binding; protein binding; ubiquitin-protein transferase activity
Source: RefSeq, a predicted model, not a curated record